CCGGAGCCUCAGUCGCAACUUCUCCUCUAUCCAUUCAUUCCAUCAUCCUAUAAUGCAGUAAUAAGAGCCUCCUGCGGCUCAUAUAAAUAUGAUUUUGGGCUUUAAUCAUCAAGAGAUAUGUCUUGAUUCUUUGUCCGUUGCCUCUGAUGGGGUAUCUCAUCUCAAGGGCAGAAACACAACACACCCUGGGGCCUCUCAAGGCCCCACUGUAAUCAUGGACUCUGCGCAACCGCUGAAUCCCCCUUCUCUCCUCAACACCUCGGGGAGCAAUACUAAUCCAGCAUCAAGUUCUGCAUCAUCCGUGGUCCUCAAGUCCUCGGUAAAAAACCCCAAGACCGAGAUGGCCCUCUUACUUGAAAACCUGGACUCUUUCAUUGCUGUUGGUGUUUUGGAGAAGCCGAGUGCAGAUCUCGAGGGUAUCAGCCCUGCCAAUGGAUUAUUCCCUGGUGCGGAAAUUGCCAACUUAGAGAAGCACAACUGGAUAAGGACUACCACGCACGAGAAGCAAACCAGUAAUGUUUCUUAUGUCCGCGUUUAUGUUCUGCCUGACGAUGUUGGACGGAAGUUCAUCCCGCGGUCUAACACCGGGCUGAGAAGAGCGCUCAAGAUCGUGAUGUCGAGGGUGGAUCCUUCGCCUAAGGCUUGGGCCGGGGAAGAGAUGUCGGAUGAGAGGAUAGUGAAUUUUUCUCCCGUGAGCGCCGAUGAUGAGUCUCUGUGGUAUAUCUUCAAUACUCUCCAGGACCCGAGCCCUGCCGUGGAGAUGAUGCGGAACCCUUAUGCCAAACAAGCCAUGCAGGAUAUGCUUUCCACCACUUCUCCCUAUCAAAGUGAGGCUGAAGAUGGAAAGACAUUCACUGGUGUUUUGGGGCUCACGACUCCGCUGUAUCCUUAUCAGCGCCGUUCCGCGGCCACAAUGAUUCAGCGCGAAGUACAACCGCAUCAAAUGCUGGAUCCACGACUACAGCCUUGUAUGAGUCCGACAGGCCAGGAAUACUACUAUGACAGAGAAAGGGGGAGUAUUGUACGGGAGAAGAAAAUGUAUUCGGAGGCCAGUGGAGGGAUUUUGGCAGAGACUAUGGGCUGCGGCAAAACUUUGAUUUGUCUGGCUGUGAUUUUGGCUACUCGUGGCCACUUCCCGCAAAUCCCCCUUGAGUAUCAGUCUAUGCAAAACACAGAGAGGCCUCGAACAGGUAGCCUUGUUGAGAUGGCGGCGGCAACUGCUGGUCGGUUGUCCGUGCCGUGGAAAGCUCAUUUUGACCACUUGGCUAAGAUGGGAGAGGUUUACGAUAGGUGCAUUAAAGCCUGCGAGGCCAACCGUGGCUCGUACGCUAUUACUGCUCCGACAGGGAGAUAUACAGGCCGUACAACGGUCGAAUACCCUCGUUUGGCUGAGCAGCGCAUCCAACUUUGCUCUGGGACCUUAAUCAUCGUGCCUCCUAACCUCCUUGAUCAUUGGGUAAGCGAAAUCGAGGUGCAUACAGAGGGCCUGAAGGUUCUUAAAUUGCAGAGCACUGCAGAUGUGACUCCGUCGUCAGAAGACCUUUUCGCAUACGAUAUUGUUCUCUUUUCGAAAACCAGAUUCGAGAAAGAGGCAGAUGACAAGAAAAUUUCACCAUUGACAAAACUGCAUUGGUUGAGGAUUAUCGUCGAUGAAGGACACAACGUGGCUGGCCACGGACAGAAAACGGUUAUGACACAUCUUCUUGAUCAGAUUCGUGUUGAGAGACGAUGGGUCGUAUCUGGGACUCCGUCCAGCGGGCUGUACGGAGUUGAAGUCAGCUUGGCCUCUCAGGAAACACACACAACCGACACUGAUUUGACUGAGGCGACCACGGCCGUGCUCCGGGGGAGGAAGAAGACCGGGAAAGCUGUCGAUAAUGAGUUGAAAGACCUGGAUAAGCUACGUCUGAUAGUUGUCGAAUUCUUGGGUCUCAAGCCCUGGUCCAACUCUAGGAACGACGAUCCCGCCAAUUGGACGACGUAUAUAAAACCCGUUGGGCCCGAUGGAAAGCGACGAAAGGCUCCGUCUCUGCGAGCGACCUUACAAAGCCUAGUUGUUCGCCACCAGUUGGAUGUAAUCCACAAUGAGAUUCCCCUCCCGCGGCUGCACAACAAAGUGGUGCAUCUAGAACCAACAUUCUACGACAAGCUGAGUCUGAACUUGUUCAUCUUCAUCCUUGCCGUCAACGCAGUCACGUCAGAGAGACAGGACCAAGAUUACAUGUUUCAUCCACGGAACCGCAAACAUCUCAGUCGUGUUAUUAGCAAUUUGCGACAAGCCGGUUUUUGGUGGGCGGGCUCGGAUUUUGAGUUGCAAGGGACCGUCGAUGUCGCUGUCAAAUACCUUGAGGACAACAGGGAGAAGAUGAGCAAAUACGAUAUUGCAGUUCUUAAGCAAGGAAUUGGAAUUGCCCAAACUGCACUCGACUCUGGUGGCUGGAAUGGAUUUAAGAAGAUGCAUGAGUUGGGAGUUUUUGUUUCCAAUUUCCCAUCAGAGGCACGGAAUUUCUGGGCGUUAGAUCCGGCUCAAUCUCAUCGGGAGCCUUUGCUGCUAGGAAUAUCUCAAGCGCGUUUGGCCCAACAGUUUGUCACAAAGCAUUUAGAAGCUGGCGAUCCGGCCGAGGGCUUAGCUGGUGCGGGUAUCAAGAUCCGUAGCGAGCUGUCCAACCGUGAGGGAUUUGACACCUCAGCUACGCCCAAAAAGACUACCCCUGAAAGUCCAGUCAAGAGCAAGGCCAAGGAUACCUUUCUGAAAGGAUUUUACCAGGAACUGUCUCCGGAAUCACCGCUCAUCCGGACCAAGCUGAUCGCUACAGCAUCAGCUAAGUUAACCUACCUGCUAGACCAGGUUCAGGAACACCACAAGGAGGAAAAGAUUAUCAUCUUCUACGACAACAACAACUCGGCGUACUGGAUUGCUGAAGGCCUUGAACUCCUCGGAAUUGAUUUCCGUAUCUACGCCAAUACCUUGAAACCAGCGCUUCGUGAAGAAUAUCUUACCUUGUUCCGCGAGUCCGAACACGUCCGCGUGCUGCUAAUGGAUCUUCGUCAAGCCUCUCAUGGUCUCCACAUUGCACACGCAUCGAGGGUCUACAUAGUCAACCCUAUUUGGCAGCCAAAUAUCGAGAGCCAAGCAAUCAAACGUGCCCACCGCAUUGGACAAACCCGUCCUGUAUUCGUCGAGACUCUCGUCCUCCGAGGCACGCUGGAAGACAAGAUUCUUCAACGCCGAAAGGCAAUGUCCGACACGGAAAUACAGAACGACCUAUUAGACGACAGUACCAUGAGUUCAAUAAUCCAAAACGAAAGCUUCAUUCCCAUGCCGUUCCAUGAAGGCUUGGCAUCUCUCGCAUAUCUUAGCCACCCUACAGGCCUUUUUGACAGGCACCGUCUCCCGAUUCCUGAUAAUGCUGGAGCCAAUACCGGAGCGGUGCCUGAGUACAAAAUCCCCACAACGCCAUCGAAACGAAGACGCAGUGUUAACCUAGGCUUUGACUUGGAGCCCGACCUUCUCUCGCCAAAGCGGCGACGAACUCCCCCGCGUUUGCAAUUUCGCGAUGCGAAUGGGAUAAUCAUGGAUUCGCCGAGUCCACGACGGAGUGUCACUCCUACUCGCCACCUUACAAGCCUCAAAUCCUCCAGGAGAAGAGACAUAGAAAUAGACAAGAAAAGGUCGCAAAAAACCAUGCCAAAAACAUCCAUAAUCGCCCUCUCAGGACCCUCCUCAAGCGGGAAAACUACCCUCGCCCGACUUCUCCAGCGCAUCUUCUCCAACCAUCCACAGCAGCAUCUAUCAACGUUUAUAAUCCACGAAGAUGACUUUUACCAUCCUGACGACAAGAUCCCUUACACAACAACACCCUCUGGCACCCCAAUCCAAGACUGGGAUUGCCUUGAGGCAUUGGACAUCAACUUCCUAACCUCGGCACUCCGUUACGUCCAUGAACACGGGCAUCUCCCACCCCGGCUACGCUCAAAGGAGGACCUAAAUGAUGUUACCCCUGGCUCGGGUGUUGAAGACGCGCUUGUUGAGGAAUUGAGAGGGUAUGUCUCUGAACGGGCCGGGAAGAUUUUAUCAUCUUCGUCGUCGUCUCCCGUAACGCUAGCGAUUCUGGAAGGGUUCCUCUUGUAUGCGCCUCCGCGAUCUGAGAAUGGAGGAGAAGGGCAUGGACUGCGCGGUGUACAUGACCAGAUCGAUGUGCGGUUUUUCCUGCCCGCGCCGUAUGAUCUUGUUAAGGAGCGGAGGGAGAAUAGGAGUGGGUAUGUGACUAUUGGGCCCGCGCCCGGACCGGACCUACCGCAGAGGUCAUCGGCCUCGGUCUCGGAUGAUGGGAAAGGUGGUGAGGAGGUGGAUUUAGAAAAGGAAGAUGACCGGCCACCGCAGAAUUUCUGGACCGACCCGCCAGGUUAUGUGGAUGAUAUUGUCUGGCCGCGUUAUGUGAGGGAUCAUGCGUGGUUAUUGCUUCCGGAGGAGGAGGCAGGAUCGGAGCCUCUGUCUUCUACUGAGAAUACAGACGAUCUGGUUAAGAGGGUUGGCCGGGGCAUCAACGUGAGGGCAGACGCUGGAGUCACUGUUGCUCCCGGCCAGGGUGCUCUCCCAAUGGCAGAUUUGCUGAAGUGGGCGGUUGAAAAAGUCUUGAAUCAUCUAGAAAAGAGCAACAGACUCGGUAACUAAAUAUACUCAUAAAUUUUUCUGGUGAUUAUUCAUAUACUCAUACUAAGCCCCC
Messenger RNA from Aspergillus versicolor CBS 583.65, 4727 nucleotides. RefSeq lists its product as uncharacterized. The coding region runs from base 89 to 4675 and encodes 1528 amino acids. The record is from RefSeq and is a predicted model, not a curated record. Gene Ontology annotation, molecular function: ATP-dependent chromatin remodeler activity; ATP binding. Lineage: Eukaryota; Fungi; Ascomycota; Eurotiomycetes; Eurotiales; Aspergillaceae. The transcript has 4 exons.